GAAUCCCCCACCUCGGUUGAUCGCUCACUCACUGAGACUGUAAGGAAACAAAACAUGGCGCCGAUAAGAAAUAUGCGAAGCAAUGUUUAUGGGCUAGUUGUAUUGAAACCCAUCACAUUUAUGGUUUUGGCAUUAGGUCUAUUUAUCAACGAUGCACAUGCGAAAAAUAUGCCACCACUUUCAACAAUACAAAAUUGGGUAUCGUCAAUCGAUACAAAUUUGCAAAGUUUGCCUCAUGUGCAACCUAUUUUGAAAAUGAGAUAUAUGCAAAAUGACAGUAACCAGAAUAUAAAGCGAAGCUAUUUACCUAUUAAUGGUACAGAACUUGUCAUCACAAUGUCAAAGUCAUUAUCUGAAAUGAUGCUUAAAAAAAUGGAUGCAUUAUGGAAAUUAGUAAGUGCUGCAGAAUCAGCUGCAGCAGCAUACCAGUGGAACAAAAAUUUAGUGAAAGAGUCAGUGAAUUAUGUCAGCAGCAAAGAUAGCCACCAAAACUUAACAUUGACAUAUGUGGAGAGAUUUAAGAAAGAAGUCAAUUUUAAUACAUCUUCUGUUCACAUUCCUGUAGAAAUAUAUGAUGGAGAUAUUGAGAUACUCAAUGGGCUUAACUGGUCAGCUGCACUGGAUGAGCAAUUUGCCAAAAAUUAUAAUAAUGAUUCUGACAUUCUCUGGCAAUAUUUUGGUUCUCAUACUGGCUUUAUGAGAAGUUUUCCAGCUGCCACUUGGCCGCAGACACCUCCAGUGGAUCUUUAUGAUGUUCGCAGACAGUCUUGGUACACCCAAGGUUCAAGUUCACCUAAGGACAUGAUGAUUUUGAUUGACAAGAGUGGAAGUACACAUGGCCAGUCUUUGCAGCUAAUGAAAAAUGCAGUCAAAUCUAUUCUGGACACACUAGGAGAAAAUGAUUUUGUCAAUAUUAUAGCAUUUGGAGAGAAACCUGAGUUUGUCAGUACAUGUUUUAAUCAUACAGCAUUUGUGCAAGCCAACUUCAGAAAUAAAAAGCGCCUUGAAAAGGAUGUAGACCUAAUUAAAGCAUCAGGCCAAGCUGACUUUAGCAAAGCCAUUCAAUUUGCUUUUGAAAAGUUUCAAGAGUUCAACAAUGCUACAGAUCCAUCUUUGAAUAUUGGUGCAAAUUGUAACAAAGUUAUUAUGUUGUUAACUGAUGGGGGCACAGACACUGCUGAAAGUGUAUUUGAAAAAUAUAACUGGCCUGAAAAAUCUGUUAGAGUUUUUACUUAUGCAGUUGGUCCAACACCUAAUCCUGUUCAUGCUAUAAGGUGGAUGGCUUGUGCUAAUAGAGGUUUCUUCUCACAGAUUCCAGCAAUGGGUGCCAUCAGAGCUAAAGUACAGGCAUAUACAAAAAACUUAACCAAGACUAUGCAACUCUCUGGAGCACAACAUAUUUUAUGGGAAGGGACAGUUGAUCCCAGGGAAUAUAUCCCAGUCCUCAGCCGGCCGCAGGUCAUCCAGAACAAGAAGACUUUUGAGUGGGGCAACAUUUAUGAAGACUAUAUGGGGCUAGGCCUGAUGACUACAGUGACAUUGCCAGUAUACAACAGAAGUCUGGGAUCUUCCAAUCAAACCAUUCUUGGUGUUAUGGGAAUUGAUGUCACCACCUCAAAACUAGAAGCUAUGACACCGUUUGAUAAAAUUGGUCCCAAUGGCUACUCAUUUGCUAUCAAUCCUAAUGGCUAUGUUGUUUUUCAUCCAAACCUUCUUCCAACGGGCAAGUCAGUGAAAGAACCACCCAACAUAGACAUGCUUGAGUUAGAGAUUGAUGAAGAUAAUCCUGAGCUAGCAGAUCUGAGGUCCAAAAUGAUAGAUAGUAAAACUGGCAACCAGACAACAAAGACUCUCUUUCUUUCUCCAGAUCAGCGCUAUGUGACAUUUGAUACUGCCACUUAUUGGUACACAGAUAUUAGCAACACAUCUUUCAGGUUGGCUAUUACAGUUCCUAAAUAUCAAACAAAAUGGCAAAAUUUUUCAGCAGAUUUCAAAAAAAUUAAUUUAUCAAAUAUAAAUACAGAUCACUUUGCUGUUUUAGUUGCCCCCUGGAAUUAUCAUAAAAACCUGACCAAACAAAAGAACCUGUCACUUGCUGAUGUGAAGAACCUUCUGGCUAAGGAUCCCAAUCCAGAAAACUGGAAUCUCAACUUGCUGUAUCAUCUGGCCUGGGAUGAAAGUAUCCUUGGAGACUCAAGCAUUCAAGAUUUUCUUCUUAAAUUUUACAAUAACACUAAUACAACAGAUCUGAAGGAAGAAAAAAAUGGAGUAUUUAUAAUGACCAAUGGAGGAAUUACCUUAGUCAGUCCCAAGAGCAAAGCAAAGUACUUUGAAGGUGACCAUGAUCCUAGGAACUCAUCUAUCUAUAAAAGAGCUCAACAUUAUGACAAAUGUAUUUUUAUGGCUGAUUAUAUUGAAGGUCCCAGGAGUAAUACAUCUGCAGAGCCUGACAUUACCAUGGCAUGUGCUGUAGUCUAUCUAGAAAAGGAUAAUAUAGUAGAUAAACCUGCAGUUGUUGGAGAAUGGAUCAGUCAUAGUGUAAUCAUAGAUCUGGUGAAGAAUGCCAGCAAGAUUGAGCCCAAUUUCCUCACUUGUAGUGAUACUACUGAACUUCAUUGUUACCUAGUUGAUGAAGGAGGAUUCCUUGUUGCAAGUAAUGCAGACAAUGCACUUGAAAAUAUUGGAAGAUUUUUUGGUGAAGUGGAGCCAGCAAUUUUCAUGCGAUUGGAUGGAGAUCUUUUUAACAAAGCCAAGCAGUAUGAUUUCCAAGCUCUGUGUUCUCCAGAGACAGACACAGCUAGUGCUGCUUUUAGAGGAUUCACUAUUCCCACAAUGAGUAUGUUCUUUGAAGUGCUGAAUGUUGGCUGGUGGACAAGUAAGGUAACUUGGGCAUAUUCAAGUUUCAAUUUCUUCAGCUGGUUGUUUUCUCCCACUAUAGAAGUAUUAGCUGAUUCAGAUGAAGAAAAUAAAGAAGAAGAGUGUGUGAAACAAAUACAACAAUAUUACAUCAAAGAUGAAAGUAGACCAGAAAGUGAUUGGAAAGUGGAGUGUUUCAAUUAUACAAGAAUUUUUAAAGUAUUCAAGUUAAGCCACAGCAAUUUGCUAUUUAUUGUGGCGGAACCAGUCGGAGAAACUGAGCGCUGUGAGGAUUCACUCAUCUAUCAGAAACCAAGCAGAGUUUCUGAAGAUGAUGAAGAAACUAUUGUAUGUAGCAUGGCACAAAAUCCACGUAAAAGAUUACGUCCUUAUCAGUGCUAUCAUCAUGAUCCAAGGGAGGAUGACUCUCAAUGUGGCUGUGUGAAUAUCAAGGCAUCAGUCAUGUCUGUAAUGAUAGCAGUAGUAGUGGUGAUGUGGCAGUGGACUACACAGCCUAGAAUAGAAAUCCUUUGCUGGCUUAGUACAUGCUGAGGCUGCUCUCAUGUGACAAAAACUUUAUAACAGCCAUUUUCUUCCUUUUUAUUUAGGCCUACAUUAACUAUUUUAUUAACCAUUGGAAUCUUUGUGCAGACUGUGUUGUUUAAGGAAGCACUUUUUUUAAAUUAAUUUCUUUGCGUUAUCUUCCUAAUAUAUAUAUAUUUAUAUAUACACUAUGUAUAUAUAUAUAUAUAUAUAUAUAUAUAUAUAUAUAUAUAUAUAUAUAUAUAUAUAUAUAUAUAUAUAUAUAUAUAUAUAUAUAUAUAUAUAUAUAUAUAUAUAUAUAUAUUGUUAUGACCUGGGAGUGACCUGGAAGUGAUCUAAAGAAAAUAACUAAUUCUCAGGUUGCUGGUAUCUCACUGAUUGCAGAAGCACAAUCCAACUAUAAUGAGUCAAUAUUCCCAGUAAAAGAAAUAAUUUCACAAUACUCCAAUUCAAAUUUACAUUUCCCGAUUCACUAACACAAAUUAAAGAAAACAAUCCUCAGUCAAGAAAUCAAAAUCAUAACUAAAGUUCCUUAGCACAUUAACACACUAGCUCAGGUCAUUUACUCCCGACAGCACAACAAAAAUCACCCUACUUUGCAUGUGCAAAAAAUGGUAAGUCGGGGGUAACAGGUUUACAGCACUGCCCCCCUCCCUAUGUCUGUUCAUCCUGAACAGACUUAGUCUUCUCAAAAUACCAGUGCAAUCAAUCCAUGUGCACAACCUCAUCCUGGAGCAGCAAAUCAGUCUGGCCGAGCCCAUUUUUACUGUCUGGCAUGAUGUCCUUAAACUCCAGCAACAUUUGCCCAGCCACUGCAUUCCUCCUCAGAUUCUCACCUACAGCAUCCAAUCAACCCAAGAAUCACAUGAUGAGACACUAGCUACAGGAACCACCACAUCACACGUUACAAUAAGAUCCACUGGACAACAGGUGGCGAUAACAUUAUUCUUCUGUAGGUAGCAAGCCGGAAUGUCAAGAUUCAUAACCUGAACAGGUACCCUCUGGUCGUUUCUGUUUACAACCAGUAUUCUCCCAACAGGCAGUCUUCUGCAUAUUUCCUUUAACUGCUCUAUGAGGCUUUUGAUAAACAAAGGAUCAUUAUCUUCUAUUGUGUCACAUAUAAUGGCUUCAGACUGUGCGAGUAUGCUGGUAUCUUCCGUUAUCAAGACCCUCUUUUAUCUGUUCUCCUAUGUCGUUCUCCAGCAACAGAAUAUUGAGAUUUCUAUAUUGCACUUUGCCACUUCCAAUGUUCAAGGAGAAUCCAAACAACUGCAUGAAGUCUAGUCCCAGAAUACACUCAUCCAUCAUAUUGGCCACAGAGAAUUCAUGACUUAAAGGUUGAUUGGCUAUCUCAGUCUUUACAGUAGUCUGUCCUAAAAUUGGCAAAAGUUCUCCACUAGCUGUUUUUAUAGAAUACCGUAAGCCACUUAUUUCAUGAAUAACUUUAUUUAUAACACUAGAAUGAAUUAUUGAUCUUGAUGUACCAGUAUCUAAUAGAAUUUUGUAACGAAAUCCUAUUUUCCCUUGUACUCUCAGACUUCUAUUUUUUCCUAGCUUAGCCACUGGAAUGAUAAGCCUAGGGCUUGCUGUGAAUCUCUCUGCAUGUCUCCGCCCCAUGAGACCGACAGAAUUCAGUUUUCUUGGUUCAGAGAUUGGAUGGUGGCCUGGUGAUCCCCAAUCCAUCUCUCCUUCUUGGUUGGCCUGCAAAUCCAUGAGUACUAUUUCUCUGUAUGUGACCAGGAGUAUUGCAAUUCCAGCAGCAAACGACUGUUCUGUUUUGUUUGGGCUUUUCUGAGACUGUCGGUCAUCUAUAGUUUCAACUACUUGUCUGAUAAUAUACGUGAGGUCCCCCUCCUGAACAUUAAGCCUCAACUGAAAUGGUUUGUUUUUUAUGUGUCCUUAGCUGCCUCAGAAGAUAAGGCAUAUAUCAAAGCAUCGCUUGCCUCUCUUUUUCCACUUAAUCUAAUAGCCUUCUCAAUUCACGCUCACAAACACCAUCAAUAAACGCAUCCAUUAUAAGAACGCUCAAGAUUUCCUGGGUCAGGUAAGCCAGGCGUGCCAGUUGUUCGAUAUCUGCCACCAACUCCUGUAGUGUCUCUCCUGGUUUUUUGCUGCAGUCUUCAAUUGCACUCUAAAAACCUCCUUCAUGUGUUAGUCCCCAAAUCGCAAUUCCUUUGUUCUAACAAUGGCCUCGUAAUCUUGCUGGUUGUUUACUAUCUGUAGCAAACGAGCCUUUCCUCGUAACACCUCGUAGCAUUAAUUCAGUUGCUUUUUCAUUGUUCGUACUUCAGUUGUUCAUUUCAGAAGCAGCCUCAAAUUCUCUUUAUAGACUGUCUAUGAAACUGUACCAUCAAAAAUAGGUGGCUUGACUUUCUCAAUUGCUUUGCUCAAUCCUGAAUCAUCGUUAAGGUCUUUAAUCUUUUGCUCCAUCUCUACUGUAAGCUGUGACUUUACUGCAGUGAUUUCAUCCCUUAAUUUCUGAAUUCUUAUGCCUGUCGCUAUUGCUUACAUUGACCAUAGAAGUUCCUCUUUUAUUUCACUCAACAUUCUGCCAAGAUCAGCCUUCAUUUCAAACUUGUGUCUGAGUCAAACCUGUCUUCUUUCAAGGCAUCUUUCAGACGGCUACUGAGGACUUCUUUGUUUCCUGAUGCUAUGAUGUCUUGCCUCUUUAACUCCUUUACGGAUUUUGUUAAUCUGGAGCUCAUGUAGGUGUUUAGAAGUAGACGUGUUGGUAAAUAGUCUUUGACACCAAUUGUUAGGACGUGGGAGUGAUCUAAAGAAAAUAACUGAUUCUCAGGUUGCUGGUAUCUCUCUGAUUGAAGAAGCACAAUCCAACUAUAAAGAGUCAAUACUCCCAGUAAAAAGAAAUAAUUUCACAAUACUCCAAUACAAAUUUACACUGCCCAAUUUACUAACACAAAUUAAAGAAAACAAUCCUCAGUCAAGAAAUCAAAAUCAUAACUAAAGUUCCUUAACACAUUAACUCACUAGCUCAGGCUAUUUACUCCUGACAGCAUAACAAAAAUCACCCUACUUUGCACGAGGAAAAAUGGUCAGUCAGGGGGGAACAGGUAUUUAUCAAAAUAUAUAAAGAUGAUCCAUAGUAAGUGUGAACAUUAUGAUGUUUUGUUAUACAUAUUAUCUUUAAGUAAUUUCAAUUACGGUUGGAAUUGAAGAAUGUAAUUAUGUAAAAAGUAAAUAAUUUUUACAUCAGAUUAGAUAUUUGUAGUAGGUUGAAAGAAAAAUUCGAAUGAAUCAUUGCUAUUGAAAUUUGUGUGUGUGUAUUUUUUAAUCUUUUUUCUUUAUCCUAUCUAUAUAUUGUUGAUACGUUGAAUGAUUGAAUGGCACUACUUUUAGUGAAUGCUAUUUAAAAGAAGCCAGACUUUUAUUUGAAUGAUCUGAACAUUUAUGGAAACAGAACUGAAAAUGCCAAUGUUUAAACAGGAUAACAAUGGUGUUAGAAAUAUUUUUUAAAAUUCUGUAUUUGCACCUAUUUGUUAAUAUUUUAGGUUAAAGUUUUGUUUAAGUGUAUUCAAGGAUUGCUGCCUGGUCACUUUGGACCCUCAUCAUGAUGGUCCUGUGUUCGAACCCUUUCUGCCACAAUUCUGCUGGAUGUUUAGGCUGAGCUGUAACAUCCAAAACAAAUACUAAUUGUGUACACAAUGACAGUGGGUCAUUUUAUCUGCCUUUUGAGUUUCUAUAUUUUCUAGAAAUUUUUUCUUUCAAUUUGUAUGUCUACAUUUUUUAGUUGUUUUUUUAUUUUUUUCAUUUCAAUGCCAAUUCUAGUCAAUGUAGUUUUGAAAAAUGUCUAAUCCAUUAGCUCCUUAUACAAUACAGUAUUUUACAACAGACUCUUCAUGUAGUCAAAAGUUAUUUGCAUUUAUUUUAGACUUUGUGUAAGAAGAGCUCUUCCUUUCUCACACAAUACAUGAAGAUAAACUUAGCAACAAAAAUACAAAACAUCCCCAUAACUCAAUUUGAAGCCAAAAAAAGUAAGAUGGUUGCCUGGUCAGGCAUGCAUGCGCUAUGGACUGACGAUUUGGUGGUCUCGAAGGUCCAGGGUUUGAACUCUGCCCACUGCCACCCUGAGAUGAAUGCUGGGAAAAUUUUAGAUGGGGAGAAAAAGUGUUUAGCUAGAAACUGUAGAUUGAACAAAAUAAAACGGGUACUUCUUAACUAAAUUGUCUCAAAGUAUACAUUCAAAUGUCACUACUGCAUUAGUUGAUACAGUUUGUAAUUGAUAUUUAUUUAUGAGAGUUCCUAUUAAUGAAAUAUAUUUAAAAAGUUAAUAUAUUCUUAAAUGAGUUAAAACAAAAAGCAUAAAAUAAAUUGAUUCCAUUUAGUAUUCCUUUUGUUAGAUUAUGUAAAGAUUUCAUUCAAGUGUUUCUGGUUAUGUAAGAUUUGGCUCACAUUCUGUGGCCAUGAAGUUCAGCUGUGAUUAUUUUGUGAUAAAGAGUGUACAUUUAUUUAUUUAAAUCCUUUUGUUUGCAGUUUGAUUUGCAAUAGUUUGUUUUGUUAACCCUGGUUGACAUGUGCAAUGCAGUCAGUAUACUUUUUACAAUGCUUAUAUUAACCUGCUCUCUAUAUUUCUUGGAUGAUAAGAUUUUGGCAAUUGAUUUUUGACAUCUACUCAUCCAAUUGUCAUCAAAUUUUGCAUGGAAGCUCAUGAUCAAUGACAACACAUGAUCAAUUAAUAGAACAACCAAUUAGUUAAUCAAUUAGUGGUAAUUAAUUAAUUUUGUUUUUAUAUAGAAUACCGAAUAUAGGAAUUUUUUAAAAUACAUUUUCGACCACUUCUACAUUCAAUAAUCAUCAAAUUUUGCAUACAAGCUUAUGGUCAAUGACAACACACGAAUCAGUAAAAAAAAAUCAACUAAUUAGUUGGUUGUGAAUUUCACUGAAACUCAUACUAAACACUCCUAAUGCUUAAAAAAAAUGUUUUAUUUUUUAGUGCGUUCAAUAUAAGCGUUUUUGUUUGUUUUUAUUUAAUUUUUAUUUUAUUAAAUAUUUAUUUUCUACGUUCAUAUAAACAACUUUUAUGGCUUGUGAUUCAAUCAAUUAUUUAUAUGAGCUGAAUCUAUUUUCUAGUUUUAUUCAACUAAAUUAGCCUGCAACAAGAUUGUCACUCCAAAUAUUCAAUUUUUUAAAAAAUAUAUAUCACUUUCUAAUGGUGAUUAGGCAAUUAUAAUAGGAACACUUUCUUUCACAACUUUUUUGUUACUGAAAUAUUCAAAAUAGUGGACUAAAAUUAUAAAUAAUAGAAAAUUCUUUGUAUGGUUUCUUAUACAUGCAUCUCCAAGCUGAAUACUUGAACUAUUUAUAUAUUUUACAAAUGUGGGUCAAGAGUUACUUACAUUUGUUCAAGUUAGUGAGUUGUACUAAUGUAGUGGCAAAAUGUAAUGAGAAAACAAAACUAUUUGCAGUCUACUACAUGCAGGUUAUACCUAUUCCUUCAUUUGGAAUGCCAGUGUUAAAGAUCAAUAGGACUUAUACAUUUUAUCGCUCAUUCUUUCCAGUUGCUAUGCACUGUUGAUAUAAUCAUUUUUUGUAAUGGCUACAUUUGUUUUUUGAUAGUUCACUGUAUAAGUUGUAUUUCUGUGAUGCUUAAGAAUUGUGGAAAUGAAAUAUAUAAAGUUUAAAAAAAAAUUGAUACAAAAAUAUAUAAAGUUUUUACGAAAAUUGAUACAAAGUGUUACUAUACUUAUAUUAGACCUUUCUUGUUUUAAAGCAUAGAACAGUCCUAUAUUGUGCUUCCCAUAAAGUUGAUCUACUUGAAUAUCCAAUGUUUGUCUGUAGUAAUGUAGAUUUAUGUUGUUAACUUUUUUUACAGUGUUUAAAUGUCAUAAUUUUUCUAAAGUAAAAUAACUUUACUAUUGUAAUAAAUUGACUACCGUAGGGAAAUAACCUGACUUGUGAAAUGACAAUUGAAAUGACUUGACUAUUGAAGUAACCAUACUAGUGAAAUGACUAUUGAAAUAAGCUUACUAUUGAAAUGACUUGGACUAUUGUAAUUUUUUUUUUUUUUGCAAUAUUUUUUUCAAGCAUGUUUGAAAUUAUAUGUUUGAACUUAUCUAAAACAAAUCAUCAUUCAUUGGAUCUAUUUUGUCAUUGCUCUACUUGAAAUUGCCCUAUCCAUUCACUAUUUGGUGCAUUAAUUAUUAUAGCAUUGUUUUAUAAAGUUUGUAUUUCUCUAUCACAUCGUAUUGAAAUGAUUGUGUAUGAGCCAAUGCAGUAGGUUGAGAAUAAUUAUUUUUCUUGUUCUUUAAUAGGUUCUCUUGUUUCUGACUUGACAAAAAGAUCCUAGUUAAAGGUGUUAAUGAACAUCACUAUUGCAACAAGUAGUACUGGUACAUCAUUCAUAUUUUAAGGAUCUGAAAAUGCAACUAUUUAACAGUUUUAGUUUUUUUCUGUAACUUAAAAUUCAUAGCAUCACCAACAGAAUUUUUUUUAUGAGCGCAUAAUUUGAACAGUCAAGGAAUAAUUUUAUUACACAACUAUAUAUUUUAAAUUAAAUGUUGAUAACUGAUAUGUCCUUUAAUUGCAUAUCAAAGCAUCUAAAUGUUCUAGAUUUAUAUUGAAAAGAAUACUGUUUAUAUUAUUUUAUGCAAAAUGUUUAAAAAGGAACAACAUGUGUAGUUGUUUUUUUUAAGGGAUCCUUGUCACUUUUCUCCAUAUUGAUAAGUAUACAGUUUUUAGAAUGCAGAUUAUUUCAACAUUUAGAACAGAUUCAACAUAAAAAAACAAUGGUAGGUAUAAAGAAGGCAAAUUAUUUCUUAUUAUGUAACCCUCAUUGCUGGUGGAUAAAACAUUGAAGAUCAAAUUCAUAACAAACAUACAUUCUGCAUUUUACUUAUUUUUUUAAAUUUAAAAUAAAUCUAUUGUUACUUUGAAGAUAGACAAACACUAUUUUUAGGAACCAUUAUUAGACAACUAGUGCCUUGAAAAAAAUGUUCAUUACUUUUGAUUGUUCUUGCAGAAUUGCAGCAAGUCAAUGAACUGUCUUGUGAUACAUAUAUAUAUGGUCAAACAGUGGUCAACUGAAGUUUUAUUGUAUACCUAGUAAAUUGUGCAUUUUUUUCUUUUUUAUUAGUACAGAAUGUUUCAUGAAUGAAUCACAUCAGUUUUUAAGAGUAUUUUUUUUUAACCAUUAAUAACAUUUUCAUUUUUUUCUUUAUGCAAUAAAAUCACUUAGCUACCUACAUCCUUAAAAUAAUACAGUUGCUUUGUAGAAUCUUAAACAACUGUCAUGUGGAUUGUUAUCCUUAACCUCAGAUCUUUUAGGUAUGGUAGAUGAAUAUGAAUCCUCAGAAAUCUGUUACAGCUUACACUUAAGCAAAUAUUUUGGAAUAACAAGUUCUGUUGUUGUUGUUAUGUCUUAUCAAUGAAUGUUUGUUAAUUAUGGGAAAAAAAAAAAGACUUUUUUUUCUUUUCUACAUUGAAAUCAACUUUGAGCAACAAAUUUCUGAACAAAUAUUUCUUAGCCUCAUGGGUCAUUAAAGUUUAAUUACCAUCUGAUGUUCUAAAUACAAUACCUUUCCUAUCCACUAAGAUAAACUUGUUUAAUAAAGCCAAUUCUCCUGUAAAAUUGUAAAUAUGUUCUACUAACAUUGUUUUAUCAAAUAUUUGGUACCAGUACUAUAUUUUUAAAAAAUGCAAAUGAUUCUUUGGUUAGCUUUCAUUGCAUUGAAUCAUUUCAAAUACUAGGUAGUAACCAUAAUGAAAAUGUUUAUAAAAUAUGAAGUCCCUCAUUUUGAUUUUUUUUUGCAUUCCAAUCUGUGUGAUUUCCUUUUGCCAUUAGUGAGCUGAUAUCUAUGCUCAAGUAUUGUAUUAACUGCUUAUAUGAAAUUUUGUUCAUUAAUGUUUUCAUUCAACUUUUGAAUUCCAAAGAUUUUUGUUUGAUACAAUUAUCAUUCAAAAAUGUCAUUAAUGAAUUUUAUUCAUAUUUUAGUGUUAAAGUCAUAGCAUGUGUCUCCCACUAAAUGUAAUUCUUUUUCCCACUACACAUAAGAAUUAUGUCCACUCUGUCAUUUAUUUUUGUAAAUGUUGAUUCUGUUUGGCCUAUAAAAUAAAAUUUAUUUUAAGCACA
Molecule: messenger RNA, 11485 nt
Organism: Biomphalaria glabrata
Lineage: Eukaryota; Metazoa; Mollusca; Gastropoda; Planorbidae
Product: voltage-dependent calcium channel subunit alpha-2/delta-2-like
Exons: 39
Coding region: 55-3408 (1117 amino acids)
Cellular component (GO): L-type voltage-gated calcium channel complex
Molecular function (GO): voltage-gated calcium channel activity
Source: RefSeq, a predicted model, not a curated record